UGUCCUGGAAGGUCAGUUAUACAACAUGACAGAUGCAUAUGGAGCGAGACAAAUACUUUGCUGCGAAGAUUAAAAGCCCGUGAUCGGAACAAGACACGUGAUAAUGUAUGUCAGAAACUAUUCCUUGUGAAGACUGAAUCAAGUCCUGAUCUUAAUGCACUAGCUGAAACUAGUUCGGUCGUAGCAGGCUCACAGAACAGACUGGCGUCGGGCGAUCCUAUCAGCUAUUGGACAUUUUUCUUGAUUUGCAUCACAAUUGAUACUUGAGCAUUCUACCAUCAUGCCAAUUAUAUACGUGUCACCCGAGAAUGACCCGCAAACGAAAUACCCAAUACUGGAAGUAAACGGCGUUCGCUACCCAUACGUCUUUGAUGAAGAGGUCAUCCGGAACAUGAUGGAUGUGGACAUGAACGAUGAUGACGUAAUGUUGUGUGGAUAUAUGCGAUCUGGGACUCACUGGUGUUUUGAAGUCAUCAACAUGCUGUUGAGGAAGUGUGACGACACGAUACCUUACAAGAAGGAAGACUUUCACAUCGAGCAAACAUCCAAUGAGAAGCUUGCACAUCUUCCUUUACCCCGUGUUCUCAAUGGACACAUGCAUUUUGAACUUCUCCCAAAAGCGGCACUGGAAAAAAAGUUGAAAAUUGUUUAUGUUUUGAGGGACCCACGUGAUGUCGCCUGCUCUUGGUAUCAGCUGAUUAAAAAGUAUUUUCGGUGCAGAGAGAAGGUUGAAAUAUGUCCUUUUGCUGCUUGGAUGAAGUUAUUCCUAAAUGGCAAACUUGAAUGGGGCACCUGGUUCGAUCACGUGACAAACUGGGAGAAGGCAAUGGCCAAUCCUCAGCACUCCUCGUCGAUUUUAGUGGUCCGCUUUGAGGAUCUUGUGACACAACCAGUUCGAGAAAUUGAACGAAUCGACGAAUUUCUCAACACGAAAACGGAUGACACGUUUCGGAGACGAGUCGUGGAGAAGUGUAGCCUUGACAACAUGAUACGAGACAAGCACUCCGUUACAAAGAAGCUGGAGGGGAAGAGCGUACAUUUUGUUCAAGGAAAGAUCGGAUCAUGGAAGGACAACUUUUCUGCAGAGCUGAGUGAAUAUUUCAACCGUGUCUACGAUGAAAAGAUGAAAGAUUCCAAGUUCUACAAUAUGUACAGACAGCAUUGAAGUCAAGUCUGGCAACAUGUCGCAGUUCGUUGUCGCUGUUGGUUGUCGCUGUUGGUUAUCUGAGGAUUGGUGACACCAUCAUAAUUAUAUGAUUUUCAGAAAAUUGAUUACCCAAAGUUUAAAAAACGGUUACGUUGUGGGAAUCGUAAAAGGUACUUUAAGUAGUCAUUUCACUUAAUGUUUAUGCUAAUUGUAUGAGUGGUGGGGCUACCGGUAAGGCAGGGCAUGUUUAGCCUUCUCGAGAGCAGCUUGUUUUCAGCUAUUCUUUCAUGUAAUUUUCAAAGCCAUGUCGCCUUUUAAGCCGAUUUGAAUCUGUGUCGUCGGAGAAUGAUUAUAUAUGCUGACGUUGUCGUUCCGCAUCAUAAUCAUUGAAAUGUUUUUGUCACCUUAAUACAAUAUAUACUCGUCUAUUCAUAAGAAUUAAAGAAAACCCAU
This is a messenger RNA of Haliotis rubra (blacklip abalone), 1600 nucleotides long. Its product is annotated as sulfotransferase 1C2-like. Gene Ontology annotation, biological process: sulfation. Gene Ontology annotation, cellular component: cytoplasm. Lineage: Eukaryota; Metazoa; Mollusca; Gastropoda; Lepetellida; Haliotidae. The transcript has 6 exons. Gene Ontology annotation, molecular function: sulfotransferase activity. The coding region runs from base 281 to 1165 and encodes 294 amino acids. The record is from RefSeq and is a predicted model, not a curated record.